AUGCUGGAAGAGGAAAAGGACAAAGAACAGCGAGAUCGAGUUUGUUCUGAUGAUGAGGAGGAUGAAGAAAAGGGAGGGAAGCGUGUCGUGGGACCACGAAAGAAAUUUCAAUGGAAUGAUGAAAUCAGGGAACUGCUUUGCCACUUGGUGAAGAUUAAGUUGGAUGGUUAUGACCUUGACAAGAAUAAGGCUCAGUCUCUAGAGGAUUAUGUGAAGACCUUCCUAGAUGGAGAGGUGAAGCCCCUUUGGCCAAAAGGCUGGAUGCAGGCCAGGACACUGUUUAAGGAGAGCAGGCGUGUACAUGGACACCUCACAUCAGUCCUGGCGAAGAAGAAAGUUAUAGCUCCUACUAAGGUGAAAGUGAAGGAAUCUUCCUGCAAGCCAGAUAAAAAGACAUCCGUUUCUGUUCCUUCAAUGCAGUCAAGCAGCACCUUAGCUCUUUCUUCAGAGCCCCAGGGAGGAUCUCUGGGCGUGAGUGCCCAAACCAGGGAACUCUUGUCCCUUGGGACAGCCCAAGCAGCCAGCAGCACUGGCACUCCUGCUGCCUUCAUGGACAACUCCUUGGAUGAGGACUUAAUUCAUAAUCCCACUUCCUCCCUCGACGCAGUCUCUAAGGAACUGGCUGUGCUGAACAGCAGAGCAGGAGGGAGCCCUGACUUUACUCUUCCUGGAGCUCCAAAAGCUCCACCAGAGAAGAUUCCAGCUCUUACAUCCUCAGAGGAGAAGAGGACAUUUCCAAAGUCCAACCCUUCCCCUACAUCAUCCUCUGGUUCCCUCCAGUCUCCUCUGAACUUCCUGGCUGAGCAGGCCCUGGCAUUGGGCCAGUCUUCUCAAGACAAAAAGACAGAGAACUCUAAUUACAAAGAGCUCUCCUGCCAAGCCUCCCCCAGCAAAAUCCUUCCUGAUGCACACCAGGCUAAACAGAAACACCACAACCUGGUCCGGCCAAGCCAUGGGCCUCAGGCCUCCACCCCAGUGCUGGGUUCUCAGGUGAAGGUCUUUCACUCAGGCAGUCAGCUACAGAAAACUUUCACCUCCCCAGCUCCAUUUGUCAAACUGCAGAAUCCCAAGUCCUCCUCACCACUGCCCCAGCGCUCUCUCCUCCAGCCAGUCAAGUCAGCAACCAAAGCUCAGAGCUUCCAUUCCUCUGUGUCACCAGGCAGCACCCAAAACUCCAGCAGCUCCCACAAGAGCCCAGGCUCAUCCUCAUCAUCUCUCAGCUACACAGGAAAGCACUCAAGUGGUUCUAGCUCUUCAGGACAAUCUUACAAAUCACCCUUCGUUUCUGGUUCCCUCUCCAAGCACGGGACUUCUUCCGGCAGCUCCUCAUCUGGAGCUUCUGCAAACCAGGGCUGCUCCUCUGGGAGCUUGCUGCCCAAUGUGCAGACCCCUUCCGUGGGCCAGGCGUCCAGCCGCCCGUCCUCGAGCUCCUCAGUGAAGAAGACACCUGUUUCGCAGAAGCUGACUCUGGUGGCACCUCCUGGAGGUUCAAACGGAGAUUCUAGCGGGGGCACUCAAGGGGUGGCCAAAUUGCUGACCUCCUCCCUGAAGCCAGCUGUUGUUAGCAGCACUGCAUCUUCUACCUCUGUGCCGAAAGGAACUAGUGGAGCUGUGCUGCUAACGAGUUCUUCCUCCUUAAGUGUACUGGCUCCAUCCUACAAGUCCAGCAAUCCAAAGCUGCCAGCUGCCCUGAGCUCUACCCCGUUAGGUAUUAUCUCUCCUAUUCAUUCCUUCCCUCUUCAUGUCAUCUCCUUCAGUUCAGACUCCUCCCCAAAAGCAGGAGUAUCAAAGGAUGCAAUAGUUACGGGACCUGCUCCAGGAACUUUCCACCACGGCCUUGGCCACAGUCUUCUAGCUGGCUUGCACUCCAGCCCCCACCAUGCAGCGCCACUCCCACAUUCUGCCCUGUCCACUCAUUUACCGCAAAGUUUGCCAGAUGCUUCUCAGCUUCACGGCAAAGGGUCCAAUGCACAGCAGCGCAAGUUGUGACAUCUGCAAGGAGGGGAGCUAGAGCACACAUAGGAAGGAUAAAACCAAGAGGAACAGGUCAUGAACUUUGGAUACCGGCUGCCUUUUUUUUUUUUUUCCUUCUUUUUUUCCCUCAUGACAACUGGAGAGACUGAACUGCAAUGAGGAACUCAUUGGUGCAUUUGCUCAGAGGCUUUCAGAGCUAAGCCUCGCACAAAGGGCCACCUUGAGCCAUGCCCUAAUGAGAGAAGCAUUUUGUAGCACUGUUUUAUUGCUGCUGCCCUUCAUGCAUUCCCUGGCACUGGCAGGAGCUAGAACUCACAGGGAGAUCUGAGUGGCUUGGCUUUCUUGCAGCGAAUUCCCACCCACCUGUGUCUAUAUCUGCCAAGUACCUCCAAGUCCAGUUACCUCCUUGGUCUCCCAGUGGCAGGUAUGAAAGGUGCUUCUUUCUUCUGCUUUGGAUUUACUUGGAUAAUUCUAGCACUGCCAGUGCUUUCUGAAGAUAUUUGACUAACUUUUCAAUUGUACUAUAAAACUGUGCUACAGUUAAUUGGAGGAUUUAACAUUUCCUGUGUGAUGAAUCUAACGAACCACCUAAUGUUCCCCUCUGGAGAAGAAGGAAGACUCUUUAGAGAGACAUUUUUAGAUGCAGUCAUUGACUUCGAGAAUUCUACUUCUUUUGAGUUUUGGAUUUUAUUUCUCCAAAGGGAUGCUUUUUUUCCUGCUCAGUUUUAUCCUCACUACCAUCAAAUGCAUUGGAUGAAUGGGACACUUCUUGGCAUGUCAUAUGUAUAGGAAGACAUAAUUCCAGUGCCUUUAAGGUGGUGCAAGAAUGGACUAGUGACACACAUUUCAGCCCUAUUUUGUGUGUUCCUGAACCCUUUUUUAAUCAUUCUGUAUUUAAAAUGUAUUCUGUUUUAUUUAAUAGAGCUUUUUAUGGUUGCACAUCAAAAAAAAGC
Molecule: messenger RNA, 2927 nt
Organism: Cariama cristata (Red-legged seriema)
Lineage: Eukaryota; Metazoa; Chordata; Aves; Cariamiformes; Cariamidae
Gene: UBN1
Product: ubinuclein 1
Exons: 8
Coding region: 1-1989 (662 amino acids)
Cellular component (GO): nucleus
Source: RefSeq, a predicted model, not a curated record